Messenger RNA from Meloidogyne enterolobii, 555 nucleotides. Lineage: Eukaryota; Metazoa; Nematoda; Chromadorea; Rhabditida; Meloidogynidae. The record is from the annotation of a GenBank genome assembly.
GGUGGCACAAUCCAAUUUUGUGUGGUUUGAAGAAUGGGCAUCAGUCCAAUUUAAAUAGCUGUCGAAUUCCCUCCAUUUUUUUUGCUUUUUUCCUUUCCUCACUUUCAAUUUUCACACAUUCCUCAGUCAUUUUUACCGACAAAAACAUCAAAAGUCGAUUUUUGUUGUUGCACAUUAUUGUUAUCCUUCCUUCCUUCGGCACCCGUCAAAUACCUUAUUUUAAUUUCUGAUGCAAUUGUUAGUCUAUAAAUGGAUGUAAAAGAAGACUGGCAGCUAACUAAAGACAGCUCUGCGUGCAUUUUCAAUUUUUUUCUUCAAAUUUCGAUGCAUACCGUUGUGCUUGUUUUUCAGUUAAGAUAUACACCCUGUGGUCCAACAAAUGGUUGCGUAUUAUUUUUGCACUAUUCCUCUCGUUUUUUAUGCCACCGCGCUUUUUCGAAUGGUUACCGCUGUGAAAUUAUUAAGGAACGUUGUAAUUAUAUAUUUGGGUUGGGAAUAUUUUUAUUGAUAAAUUUUUUGUUAUUUUUCAAGGAAUUUUUUUGCUUUGGAUUUUAA